GAACGGUGUAUCCCGAACAAGUAGAGAGAUUAAAGAGGGGUACUCGCUUUUUUCUCGAUCUUUAAUUCAGGUCAAGAGUAUCCUUGCCUUUUUAGACACACCCCGCUUGCCACGGGCUACUCGUAUCGAGGACUACCUUUUAUGGUUCUAUCUUUGAAAGCGAGAGGCGACCCAUCGUUAAAAGAUCAUUCUGCCAAAGCGUUCGCACUUUUACCCACUUUGUUCGCGGAUUUAAUCUCGUUCGAACGUCUCUCGUCUCGGUGUCAACGUUACUUUCUUUCUCUUUCUCUUUGACUUUCUCUUCGGGAUAAAGUUGAUACGAUCAGUAUCGUGUUAGAAGUAACAGAAGAAACCGAUUCUUCUUUCUAUUCGAUUAGUUUUGAUUUUUUCAAUUUGUUUUAAAAUGACAACGAUUGACGUAUACUAGUGAUAGCAAGUAGAACGUUGGAUAUAAUCGAAUCUUUCUAUAGCAAUUGCGAGUUUCACGAUACGUUACGUUCAGUUUUACUAAGCAGGAUGUAUGGAUACAGUUAUCAGGAAUUGACUAAUAGGAUGAUGUCAUCUAUGGAGGAGUUUCAGGAAGCAUUUCAGCUCUUCGAUAGCCGUGGGGAUGGAAAAAUUCAUGUGGCUCAAAUCGGAGACGCACUGCGUGCACUUGGACAAAACCCUACAGAAUCGGAUGUAAAAAAAUUCACUCACCAGCACAAACCGGAUGAACGAAUUAGCUUUGAAGUAUUUUUACCAAUUUAUCAAGCCAUUAGUAAAUCCCGCACAUCUGACACGGCUGAUGAUUUUAUCGAAGGAUUACGUCAUUUUGACAAGGAUGGGAAUGGUUAUAUCUCGUCUGCCGAAUUGAGACAUCUUCUAACAACAUUGGGUAUCUACAUCUUACCCUGCAGGUGAAAAACUAAGCGACGAAGAGGUAGAAACGUUACUAGCGGGCCACGAGGACUCACAGGGUAACAUUAAUUAUGAAGAUUUUGUCCGUCAAGUGAUGUGCGGAUAAAUAGUUACUUAGUUUUGUACAUGAAGUUAUUAACAUUUAAUUUUUAUAGUCCUCGAGUCUAUUCAAACUUUUACUUUUGAAAAUCUUCAUAUCAUAGCGUAUGCGUAUAAAAAUUUCUCUUUAAAGAAACCAAUGCUACGUAUCACCUAUUUUGUUAUAUAUCAUGGGGAGAAAACUAACCAUUUUAUAUAAGAUUAAACAUUAGUUAACAAAUGGUAGAGAUAAAUGAAGAUCUAGCGCAUCGUGCCUUGACCUACUCCAAUUUACGAGCAUUUAGUGAUAUCUGUAUUGAGAGGAAUACAAACUGUAGAUCGUGUGAACAAACAAUUAUAAGAAUUUGAAGUUUUCUUUAUAAUUUCAUAAAGUUACAUUGAAUUUUUCAUCGAAUUCCUUCGAUUUUGAGCCAUUGAUACGGAAAAGAGAAUACGAUUCCUUCACUUGCAUUUAUUAGCUCGCUAUAAAAAUCCAUGCGCCACUGUUACAUAAUUAUGAGAAUAAACAAAAAGGAAGAAGAAAAAGAAAAACGGAAAGAACAAUAAAA
Vespula pensylvanica (western yellowjacket) is the source of this 1547-nucleotide messenger RNA. It is a transcript of the gene Mlc-c, whose product is annotated as myosin-2 essential light chain. Gene Ontology annotation, molecular function: myosin heavy chain binding; calcium ion binding. Bases 517 to 903 code for a protein of 128 amino acids. The transcript has 3 exons. Gene Ontology annotation, cellular component: myosin II complex. The record is from RefSeq and is a predicted model, not a curated record. Lineage: Eukaryota; Metazoa; Arthropoda; Insecta; Hymenoptera; Vespidae.